AUGCCACCUAUUCCCAACUUGCGUUUAUUUAAUACUACAACUAUGAAUCAUGCUCAACAGCAACAACAGCUGCAUCAUCAACAGCAGCAACAAAAACAACAGAGACAGACAUUUGACGCCACAUCCAGUAUUUUAUCGGACUAUGAUGAAUUAGAGAUUUUGGAUGAACAAUCACUGUAUGUUUUGUUUAAUCCCAAGUCAGCUCAAACUAAAUCAGAUAUUCUUUCUCUUACAAACACAUCUAAAGAUGAAUACAAAUCUGAUACGGAAGCAGAAAGUGACGUGUAUGAGGAGGAUGAGGAUGAUGAAGAGGAAGAAGAGGAAGAAGACGAUGAAGAAGAAGAAGAAGAUGAUGAACUCAACAGAACGGAUGUAAUUGAUAGAGACAAUUUAUCUAAUAAAAUCAAUUCUUGGUACAGUUCUAAUGUUGUGACAUCAAAUCACCAUUUACUAGAUGAAAAGGUUGCAAGUUGGGAAUUAGAUGAAGAUGAAACUGAACAACUUCAACAACAAUCAAGACCAACAGUUUCACUGUUGGAAGAAAGUAAAACAAUAUUAAAAGAAUUCUAUGGGGAUGAUUUAUUUAAAUAUUUAGAUCAAGAAGACAUUGCAAAGUUUAAAAGAUUCCAUAAAAUGACAGACAUAAAAAAUUAUUUAUUGAAUAAGAAUGAUAAUAAUUCAUCAAUAUUGGAUCAACUUCUUUAUCGAGUAUUACUUUUAAAAGAACGUAAACAAUGUGAUUUACUUCUUCAUAGAAAGUUCAAUAUUGGUACUACUGAUUAUAUCAAUUACUUGACUAAAGACAAGAUUCCACAGAACACUUAUGUUGAACCGGUCACGUUCUCCGAUACAACUGGUGGAGGAUCUAGUUUGAUCAUGUGUGGUGGUGUGGGAUAUGGAGGUUCUACUAGUUGGAACGAUAUAUGA
This is a messenger RNA of Candida tropicalis MYA-3404, 927 nucleotides long. RefSeq lists its product as uncharacterized. The record is from RefSeq and is a predicted model, not a curated record. Bases 1 to 927 code for a protein of 308 amino acids. Lineage: Eukaryota; Fungi; Ascomycota; Pichiomycetes; Serinales; Debaryomycetaceae. The transcript has a single exon.